Molecule: messenger RNA, 954 nt
Organism: Durio zibethinus
Lineage: Eukaryota; Viridiplantae; Streptophyta; Magnoliopsida; Malvales; Malvaceae
Source: RefSeq, a predicted model, not a curated record
AUGCCGUUCUUGUCACUUGCAAACCUUCCAAAUCUCAAGUUUCUUUUGGCUGAUGAAAACAAGAUAGUAAUGGAACAUAAUUCCUUUCAUACUUCAAUUCCGAAGUUCCAACUAAACAUCAUCAGUUUGUCAGAAUGUAUAACAGACAAAGGACUUAGUCUACAACCUCCUAAGUUCCUUUAUUACCAAUAUGACUUGAGAUAUGUUGAUCUUUCCCAUAACAAUUUCAGUGGAACAGUCCCGUUGUGGUUGUUGGAAAAUAACACAAAAUUAGAAGAACUCUUCUUGUUGGGCAAUUCUUUCAUCGGUCCUCUCUUGUUACCACAACUUCCUAAUCUUAAUAUGUCUGUAAUUGACAUAUCUAAUAACAAAUUACAAGGUCAAAUUCCAACAAAUAUAUGUUCAACUUUUCCAAACUUGGAAUGGUUAUUCAUAUCUAAGAAUGCCUUUAAAGGUAAUAUCCCUCCUUGUUUAAGUGGCAUGAACAUUUUAUUAAUUUUAGACCUAUCGGGCAAUCAUUUGUCUGGAAGAGUACCAGAAGAGUUGAUCAAGAGAAGCUCAUUAGAUAUUCUUAGGCUAUCAAAUAACAACCUAAGUGGAAAAAUUGUUCCUAUGAUGUUCAACACAAGCAAGUUGUCAAAUUUGUAUUUGGAUGACAAUAAUUUUGCUGGAGAGAUUCCUGAUAUUGAUGUCUCUGCUAUUGAUUUUUCACAUUCAUCACUAGAGGAUAUUGAUUUCAGUAAUAACAGUUUUAAUGGAAAGCUCCCAAGAUGGAUAGGGAAUUUAUCGCAUUUGAAGAGAUUGGCAUUGUCCAACAACCAUUUCGAAGGUUCUAUUCCAAUGGAAUUGUGCAACUUGUAUGAACUUGAAUUUUUGGAGCUUUCUGAAAACAAUUUAUCUGGCUCUAUUCCUUCUUGUUUCAAUCCACCAUAUUUGAGACAUGUCCACGUGUAG